CACCAAAGCAAGGAUGGAUUCGGUUGUCUCAUCCUCUCUCGGGGCAGGAACUCGAUUCCUUCUUCUUCUUUCUUUUCUUCUACUGAUAAGAGGCCAUUUCCUCCUGAUCCUUUGAUCCUUUUUUUCGCUAGUCUCUGAUAGUCCGAUAAUUCUCUUCCCUUCUAUCUACCUCUUCUGUCUCCUGGUACCUGGUCACCUCUGGAAUGUCGUCCUACGGUUCCUACUGAGAGCGAUCACUGUGACGACGACGACGACGACGACGACAACAACAACAUCGUUACGGUGGAUAUUCUUCAUUUCACAUCUCGAUGGACCGCUCUCCACCCCCCGAUGAAGAAAGUCGCAUCCCCUCCUCGCCCACGACUGUGGUGGUGAUCGACAGCCCAGAUAAGCGGCCCUCCUCCGCCAGCUCGGCCAGCAGCGACAAGAAACAGAAGAACAGCAUCGAGAAGGACGAGUCGAGUGCUUCGAACGAGAUCACCGACCUCUCUAUACCCCCGAAGAAGAAAUGGUAUCGUCGGUUGAAUCCCUUGCGGUGGAGGAAGAUCCCCCCGUUGCCAGAGGAGAGGACGCCGUCAAGGGAGUAUGGUGCCAAUAUCUUCAGUCUGAUUACUUUCCAGUGGAUGGCGCCGUUGAUGAGUGUUGGAUAUCUUCGUCCCCUCGAGCUACAAGAUAUCUGGACUGUCAACCCCGACCGCGCGGUGGACAUCCUGUCUGAACGGCUUGACAACGCUUUCGAACGCCGUCUGGCGCGAGAGGGCAAAUACCCGCUCUUCUGGGCUCUGUUCGAUACCUUCCGCUUCGAAUUCCUGCUCGGUGGCAUCUGCCAGCUCUUCGCCGCUUGUAUGCAGGUCUUUGCUCCCUACAUGACGCGCUAUCUGAUCGCCUACGCCGAGGAGGCCUGGGACGCCCAGCACAGCGGCCAGCCUGCCCCUCACAUCGCCAAGGGCAUGGGCUUCGCCAUCGGAAUCACCCUCAUGCAGAUCGGCCAGAGUCUGUGUACCAACCAGUUUAUUUACCGCGGGCAGAUGGUCGGCGCUCAGAUUCGCGCCGUGCUCGUCUCUAAGAUCUUCACCAAGGCCAUGAAGCUCUCUAACCGCGCCAAGGCCGGUGGGCAGCGCUCGAAGGAGGAGAUACAAGCUUUGAAGGCGGCCAAGGAGGGUCUCCUGAAGGGAGAAGAGGGGGAAGGGAAAGAAAAGAAAGAGAAGAAAGAGAAGAAAGAAAAGGCAGGCAAAGUAGUUGAAGCGGAUGGGUGGAACAACGGCCGGAUCGUCACUCUGAUGAGUGUCGAUGUGGACCGCAUCAACCUUGCCUGCGGCCUGUUUCAUCUCCUGUGGACCUCGCCAAUCACCCUGAUCCUGACGCUGAUCCUGUUGCUCGUCAACAUCGGCUACAGCGCGUUGUCCGGAUACGCGCUGCUGGUCAUCGGCAUGCCGCUGCUCACCCUCGCCGUGCGCUCGCUGGUCAAGCGCCGCCGCAACAUCAACAAAAUGACCGACCAGCGCGUCUCGCUCACCCAGGAGAUCCUGCAGGCCGUCCGCUUCGUCAAGUUCUUCGGGUGGGAGAGCAGUUUUCUCGACCGCCUCAAACAGAUCCGCCACCGCGAGAUCCGUUCCAUUCAGACUCUGCUCUCCAUCCGGAACGCCAACUUGUGUGCCUCCAGCUCCUUGCCUGUUUUUGCCUCCAUGCUCGCCUUCAUCACAUACUCCCUCUCCAACCAUGCUCUCGAAGCCGCCCCGAUCUUCUCCUCCCUCGGCCUGUUUAACUGCCUCCGUAUGCCCCUGAACCUGCUGCCCCUUGUCAUCGGCCAGGUCACCGACGCCUGGACCGCCAUGAACCGUAUCCAGACCUUUUUCCUCGCCGAAGAACAGGAUGAGACCAUCCAAUGGAACCAAGACAUGUCCCCGGCCUUUAAGCUUGAGCGUGCUUCCUUCACCUGGGAGCAGUCGCCCACGGACUCGUCCAAGGCGGCGGCGGCGGCGGCGACGGCGACGACGACGACGACGACGACGACUGAUAAGACCAAAGAGAAAGCAUCCCCACUAUUGAUCCAAGGCGCGAACAAUGCCGGCGAAGACGAGGAACAACAACAAGACUCAAUGGAGCCCUUUAAACUCACCGAUAUCUCCUUUGAGGUCGGUCGCCAUGAACUGUUGGCGGUUAUCGGAACCGUCGGCUGUGGCAAGAGUUCGCUGCUCGCGGCGCUGGCGGGCGAUAUGCGCAUAACCGGCGGUCAAGUCGAGAUGGGAGCCUCGCGGGCGUUCUGUCCGCAAUAUGCUUGGAUCCAGAAUGCCAGCGUGCAGAAGAACAUUCUGUUCGGCAAGGACUAUGAUGAGGACUGGUACAACACGGUGGUCGAUGCGUGUGCGCUGCGACCCGAUCUGGACAUGUUCCCCAACGGCGACUCGACAGAGAUCGGGGAGCGUGGAAUCACCGUCUCCGGCGGGCAGAAGCAGCGGCUGAACAUUGCGCGCGCGAUCUACUUCAACGCCGAGAUCAUUCUCAUGGACGACCCUCUAUCGGCCGUUGAUGCCCAUGUCGGCCGGCACAUCAUGGACCAGGCCAUCUGCGGUCUGCUCCGCGACCGCUGCCGUAUCCUUGCCACCCACCAGCUCCACGUCCUGAACCGGUGCGACCGCAUCAUCGUCAUGGAUGAGGGCCGCAUCGAUGCCAUUGACACCUAUGAGAACCUGAUGCGCGACAACGAGCUUUUCCAGCGCCUGAUGGCCACCACCUCGCAGGAGCAGCACAAGGAGGAAGAAGAAGAAAUCGAGGAGGAAGCGAUUGAAGAGGCAGUAGAGGAGAAGACAGAGAAGAAGGAGGAGGCGGCCAUCAAGCCCAAGGACUCCUCGGCAAAGAUACCAGCCAAGCCCGGUGCUGCCUUGAUGCAGCAGGAGGAACGGUCGACGGGUUCGGCAGGCUGGACCAUCUGGAAGGCCUACAUCCAGGCGUCCGGGUCGCUGUUCAACCUGGUGCUCGUCGUUUGCUCCUUGGCGGCGGUCAACGGCGCCAACGUCAUGACCAGCCUGUGGCUCUCGUACUGGACUUCGGACAAGUAUACCUAUCUGUCGACGGGCCAGUACAUUGGCAUCUACGCUGGUCUGGGGGCCACCCAGGUGCUGCUGCUCUUCGUCUUCUCGACCGUCAUCACCAUCUGCGGCACAAAUGCCAGCAAGACCAUGUUUCACCGCGCCAUGUACCGUGUUCUGCGGGCUCCCAUGGCCUUCUUCGACACCACCCCGCUCGGCCGCAUCACCAACCGCUUCUCCAAGGAUGUUCAGGUCAUGGACAGUGACUUGUCGGACGCACUGCGCAUUUACCUCUUCACCAUCACCAUGAUCGUCUCUGUCAUCGUACUAAUUAUUGUCUUCUUCCACUAUUUUGCAAUUGCCCUCGGCCCCCUGUUUAUUCUGUUCCUGCUGGCAGCCAACUACUACCGGGCAUCGGCGCGCGACAUGAAGCGGCACGAAUCGGUGCUGCGAUCGCACGUGUUUGCGCGGUUCAGCGAGGCCAUUACAGGGACGGCCUGCAUCCGGGCCUAUGGGGUGGAGAGCGAGUUCCGGCGCACCAUCCGAGCGGCGAUCGACACGAUGAACGGGGCGUAUUUCCUGACCUUCUCGAACCAGCGGUGGCUGAGCGUGCGACUGGACGCCGUGGGCAACACGAUGGUCCUGGUGACAGGGAUCUUGGUCGUGACCUCGCGGUUUGACGUCUCGCCCAGUAUCUCGGGGCUUGUGCUCUCGUACAUCCUGGCCAUCGUGCAGAUGCUGCAGUUCACCAUCCGCCAGCUGGCCGAGGUCGAGAACAACAUGAACUCCACAGAACGGAUCCACUACUACGGUACCGAGCUCGAUCAAGAGGCGCCCCUGCACACCAUCGAGGUCGCUGCGGCCUGGCCCGAGGCCGGCCGCAUCACCUUCUCGGACGUGAAGAUGCGGUACCGCGCCGGCCUGCCCCUUGUGCUCAAGGGUCUCAGCAUGGAUAUCCGGGGAGGGGAGCGGAUCGGGAUCGUCGGCCGCACCGGCGCGGGCAAAUCGAGCAUCAUGUCUGCCCUGUUCCGGCUGACGGAGCUGUCCGAGGGCAGCGUCGAGAUCGACGGCAUCGACAUUGGCCGCGUCGGCCUGGCUGACCUGCGCUCCCGGCUGGCCAUCAUCCCGCAGGACCCGGCGCUGUUCAAGGGGACCGUCCGGUCGAACCUGGACCCGUUCCACGAGCAUAACGAUCUGGAACUAUGGUCUGCCCUGCGCCAGGCCAAUCUGAUCGGCGACGAGACCUCCUCCCCAGACUCCCCGGACCUCUCGGAGGAAAAGUCCCGCCAGCCGAAGCUGACGCUCGACUCCUCCGUUGACGAAGAGGGACUGAACUUCUCGCUCGGCCAGCGCCAACUGAUGGCCCUGGCACGGGCUUUGGUCCGCGACGCACGCAUCAUCGUCUGCGACGAAGCAACCUCCUCCGUCGACUUUGAGACCGACCAGAAGAUCCAGGCGACCAUGGCGGCGGGCUUCCGCGGCAAAACCCUGCUCUGCAUUGCGCACCGUCUGCGCACCAUCAUCCACUACGACCGGAUCUGCGUGAUGGACCAGGGCCAGAUCGCCGAGAUGGACGCCCCCGUGCGAUUGUUCGAGGCUGGGGGCAUCUUCCGGGCGAUGUGUGAGCGGAGCGGAAUUACAAGGGAGGAUUUUACGCUCCCAGUACAUACAUAGCAUACAUCGUAUACGUAACUAGCAUACAGAGUACAUAUUUAGCUUACAUAGAACAUUUUGAAAAUUCUACCAGUUCAACC
This is a messenger RNA of Penicilliopsis zonata CBS 506.65, 4783 nucleotides long. RefSeq lists its product as hypothetical. The record is from RefSeq and is a predicted model, not a curated record. Gene Ontology annotation, cellular component: membrane. Gene Ontology annotation, biological process: transmembrane transport. The transcript has 3 exons. The coding region runs from base 309 to 4703 and encodes 1464 amino acids. NCBI's taxonomy places the organism in Eukaryota, Fungi, Ascomycota, Eurotiomycetes, Eurotiales, Aspergillaceae. Gene Ontology annotation, molecular function: ATP binding; ATP hydrolysis activity; ABC-type transporter activity.